Molecule: messenger RNA, 2164 nt
Organism: Frankliniella occidentalis (western flower thrips)
Lineage: Eukaryota; Metazoa; Arthropoda; Insecta; Thysanoptera; Thripidae
Product: UBX domain-containing protein 7
Exons: 9
Coding region: 95-1576 (493 amino acids)
Biological process (GO): proteasome-mediated ubiquitin-dependent protein catabolic process
Cellular component (GO): nucleus
Molecular function (GO): ubiquitin binding
Source: RefSeq, a predicted model, not a curated record
AUUCUAUUAUUUAGAUGAUCUCUCUUGUAACUUAAAAACUUUUAGUGAAUACGUAAAGAAGGGAUACUGGGAGUUUUUUUUUACGCUUUACACGAUGAACAGUUCAAAGCGAAAAAAGAUAGAACUGUCGGACGACGAUGUAGCUUCAUUCAUUUCCAUCACAGGCGCCUCAGAUGAUAUUGCAAGGAAAAGACUUACUAUGACAAAUGGAGACUUAAUGAUGGCCAUAAACCAACACAUGGACAGUAAUGGUUCAUUGAUUGAUGUAGAAGAUGAGAAUGAAGUUGAAGUUGUAGAGGUAGGAUCAUCAAAUCGCACUGCUGCUAAAAAAGACAGAACAAUCCAGAGCAUUCCACCACGAAGAAGAGGCAGUGCCACACUCAAUGGAGGUGAUGGACCAUCUUGCAGCACUACAGAUGAUGAAGUUAGAGCACCUAUUGCCCCAGUAACAGCGAGGCUUGUAGAUCCUCACCAUGAUGUUGACUGGGAUAGUGUAAUGCGAGGGCCAAGAACAAAUUCAGCCUUUGAUGGAUUAAGAGAUUUUGCUGUUGAGGCUGAUCAUCAAGAAGAAAUGCUAGCAUGUCCUGAUAGAGCCAAAAAGAAAAAGACCUUGGAGGAUUUGUUUCGUCCUCCUAUUCAUCUGAUGUUUCAUGGAACAUUCCUUGCUGCUAGGGAUGAAGCAACAAAUCGUGAGAGGUGGCUUAUGGUCAACAUUCAAAAUAUGAAAGAGUUUUCAUGCCAAGUUCUCAAUAGAGAUAUUUGGUCUGACAGUGUCAUUGACUCUGUCAUUCGUCAGCAUUUUACAUUCUGGCAGGUGUAUUCUGAUAGUGGAGAAGGAAAAAGAUAUAUGAGAUUUUAUAAUGUCCCAUCCUGGCCUUAUGUUGCUAUUUUGGAUCCUCGAACUGGAGAAUGUUUGGUUGAAUAUCACCAUAUAUCUCGUGACACCUUCUGUGAUAAUAUUCUAACCUUCUUAAACUCCAAUCAAUGGAAUCCUCAGCAAACUCCUCGGGAGGGAUCAAUGGCUUUUGUUAGUUCAAGCCAAGAUGGACCGAAUGCCAAGAGCAAGAGUGAUGCAGCAUCAUCAAUAGUUGAUGCCAGUGAAGAACAACAAUUAGAAUUGGCCCUUGCUGCUUCAUUAAGAGAGGCAGCAACAUCCAGCGCUGCUGCAACAGCUGCUUUGAGCAGGAGACCAGACUCUGAAUCUGAAGAUAUUGACAAUGAUGAUGAUAUGGAUAACCAAAAAGAGGAUGAGGACGAAGACGAGAAAGAUCUAACACCUUCGCCAGGAAGCAGUCCGUUCAAGCCUGUUGAUACUCCACCAGAAGAAGAAAGCAAUGUAUCAAAAAUGUGCAUAAUGCUCCGGUAUCCUGAUGGUAAGAGAGAGGAAGCAUCUUUUCCCAGCACCGCAUCCAUCCAUGCACUUCAACAGUAUGUUGCUUCUAAAGGAUUUCCAGCAAGUCGAUAUGAACUUGUAACUCAUUUUCCUCGGCGCAACUUGUCCGAUCUCAAAGGUGUUUCAUUGGAAGGAGCAGAUCUGCAUGCUAGAGACACUGUAUUUAUUCAAUCGAAAUGCUAAAUUACUCAACUAAAUGUACAUAUGUGUAAAAACUGUGUCAUAUUAAUUUUAUUUUUGGCCUUAUGUGCUGCACUUUGAUUGCCCAAAGGCUACAUAUUUUAGUUUGCUCCCCAAAUCUCUAGAAUCAGUAAUUUGUUUCAAGCAAUCCUUCCAUUGUCUAAAAGUGUUCAAGAAAUCAAAAGGAAACACAAUUGAAUCUAAAAUGCGGAAGCAAUGUUUAAUUUUAUAGACAGAUAUGACCUUAAUUAAAACAAUUACUAUACCUUGGCUCCAUACAAUUGAACAUGUAUCAGUUUCAGUGCAAACUGCUCUUUACAGGUCUUCAUUAUCGAUUUAAAUGAGGCAGUAUAUGAUGUGUGAUACAAAUUAUUUUAAUGAAUUAAGAUACAUAUUAGAAUUUAUUUAAAAAUAUUUUUUUCAAUGUGUUAUUUUAGAAAUUGUGCUAGGAUUAAUUUUAUGAUUUUUUUUAAUCUUUGAAUGCUAUGCAGUCUUGGUUGUGACAGUUUUCUUAUUUAUGGGGUCUUUCAGUCUAGGUGCUAGUGUCUGAGCCUGUUCCUAAAACUUCUAAUAAAACACUUAAGUAAGCAA